AUGAUUGCGCUCAAGUCAGCUCAACGUCUUCCACGAGGUCUUACCGUGGAAUGGAUGGAUGGAAUGCGAGCACAGUUCAGUAAUGUUUGGCUACGAGAUAAUAGCCUACAUAUGAGACCGGCGCUGGUCCACCUUGACCUAAAUCCAUGCCCUCAGAAAGUUGACCUAUCCGGGAAUUGUGUGGCUCUCGAAUGGCCACCGUUCCUUCGCGCUGAAUUCCCCAGUGAGUUCCUCCGGUCACAUAGCCGAGUACAGCCUGGAACUAAUCUUUGCAAAACUCCCAAUAAAAUGAUUCUAACAAAACCGUGGCGAAUCCAACAACGACCCACUUCAAACGAUAUGCGCCAUAUUGGUGCAAUGAUUUGGAAAGAACCACUUGUGAUCAACGGGACAGUAUGGCCACACCUUCAAAAGAUUCCAUCCGUGGUUACGGUAGAGACACGCUAUAACGGAGCUCGUAUCAGCCUCGUCGAUGCUGUGAACGCUUUGAAACGAUUCGCUGAAGAAUAUCCACAAUAUUUUCGAUUUAUGCUCGACAAUCCGAUCGAGUAUCAGCAUGCGUUCUUUAAGGCUUCACAUCAACUUGCGAACGUUGACGGGAAUAAGAUUGUAUCGGCUGUUUUCAAUAACGACUAUCGAUCCAGUCAAAUGACCACCGAUAAUCUGGAUUUAUUCUACCGAAGCCUUAAAUCCUUCUAUAAUAUUUGUUGUGAGAUGCAACAGGAAGUGUACAUAAAUUCGGAUGAACUGCUUGUGGUCGACAAUUCCCAGAUGUUGAUAGGAGCACCGGCUCAAUGGGGUCGUGAGAUGCGACUGCAACCUCACCACCUACUUCACCUAUUUGAGAAGAAAAAAUAA
Necator americanus (New World hookworm) is the source of this 858-nucleotide messenger RNA. RefSeq lists its product as uncharacterized. The record is from RefSeq and is a predicted model, not a curated record. The transcript has 6 exons. Lineage: Eukaryota; Metazoa; Nematoda; Chromadorea; Rhabditida; Ancylostomatidae. Bases 1 to 858 code for a protein of 285 amino acids.